Messenger RNA from Cyphellophora europaea CBS 101466, 1779 nucleotides. RefSeq lists its product as uncharacterized. The transcript is spliced from 3 exons. NCBI's taxonomy places the organism in Eukaryota, Fungi, Ascomycota, Eurotiomycetes, Chaetothyriales, Cyphellophoraceae. The record is from RefSeq and is a predicted model, not a curated record. Bases 1 to 1779 code for a protein of 592 amino acids.
AUGAAUGCCAUCAACAAUACGUUCUUGGCUGGUCCCCGUCGCUGCAUCGACAAGCCUGGAGUUCCUCCUGCUUCCGGCCUGCACUUCGAUCACAGCAAUGGGCCAUUCCUCGAGCAGUUUCCCGCUGUCAUUCUCUCUCAGAUUCUCCUCGAACUCGAGCCGAUCUGGUUGUUCCAGAUCGAGCGAGCUAUUCCUAGCAUUGCUCUGUUCCUGACGCACAAAGAAGCCAACUUGAUCUGGUAUGGUGUGCUCCCACCAGCCCUCUUCUGUACUCCUGAAGCCUUCCAGAACGAGAAGCAGACAGAGCUGGCGAAGCGCUAUUUCUACGACCGAGGUGAUAACAAAACUCGGAUCGUUGACGUCACCAUCGGGCCCAUCGAGCGAAGACAAAAGAACGUUGUAUCCAUCGGUGUUUUGCCCAAUAACCGCAUCGGCGACAGCACUAGUCUGAGAAGAAUGGGCAUUCAAUGGCUUGACAACUGCUCAAGCACAGCUAACGAGACCAAUACGAUUCAGUCCUUCGACCACCUCCAUCGCUCUAGCUCUUUCCCACUCAUCAAGUCGUCCGACCCCGACCGCGGCUCGAAGUAUCGCGUCCGAAACCUCGCACUCGGCGGACCCUACGAGCACUACCUGUCCUACCGCCGAGAAAUCCUCGGUCACUUCCAUGCUGGUGUGCGUUGCGACAUCUGCCUCGAGAUGCUCCGUAGCAGUGAUCGCAAGACCAAGAUCAUCGGACUACUGUUGUGCCAAGGCUGCCUCGGCAAGUGGACGAUCGAUCCAAACAAAGAGCAAGGUCGAGUCAUUGAAUACGUCAAAGAUGUCUUGCCCCAUAUCGCAAGCCCCCGCACUGGUUUCAACCGUUCAGUUCAUGCACCCAACGGGCAGAUUCCACUCUUCAUCUGGCUGCCUGUGGCCGACUACAUCGUUCGAGAUCGACUUGGCGUUGACUAUCUGACGGCCAAAGCCAAGGCAAAGUAUUUCGAUCAAAUCAAGCAGCUGAAAAACAAAGAUUCUAAUCUUGCUGUUCUUCGUCGCAAGCUCCGCCACCAAAUUGUUGCCGCUGCCGAAAAGAUUCUCAAGGAAUGUAAAGCUGAUGGAAUGGGCCAGGCUCUCAACCUCGAGCUGCUCAAGUACUGGAGUCAGAGCUUCUUGCCCUGGUCUCGCGUUGGUGAGGUGCUCUACCCUCCAAAGGCUCUCGAUCGAAUCGCGUUGCUGAUGCCCCAUGAGUGUACGGACGUCUAUCCCAGAGACCAGACCUUGACGAUCGAGUCGAGUGCUGCAGCCAAACGUUUUGCGCAAGAUGCGACGUCCAUUGAGUCUGCCGCACGUGCAAUGCUGCAAGAGCUCGUCUCUUCGCCCAACUCGAUGACUAGGCUUGUCGAGAUCGCCACACAGUACCAUACCGCUCGCUUGCUUCCCACGUUUCAUCCGGAAGGGCUUAAGAAUGGCGUCAGAUCAAUUGUCUCCAAGAAACGCUUCGAAUCGCCCUUUGUCUACUCCAGACGUCUCAAGGUUAUUUUUGCAAAGCUCCAUACCCACCCAGAUCCUAGGACCCAAGCUGUCGCUUUAGUUCCGAAGGGUGGCGGUAAGGAGCGCGUUCUCAAGCUACUUCCCCGAAUCGUGGAAGGGGCUUGUCUGGUUUGCCCAUACUCUGGUACACUUGCCCCGCGUGGUCUUGCUGGCGUCAUUGAGCACGUCCGAGUCCUCCAUCCCGAUUUGUUCUGGGGCCGCAAGCACAUCGGUAGUCAGGAAGCACGUUUCUACAUCAUUGGUUGA